Dipodomys ordii (Ord's kangaroo rat) is the source of this 2130-nucleotide messenger RNA. It is a transcript of the gene Def8, whose product is annotated as differentially expressed in FDCP 8 homolog (mouse). NCBI's taxonomy places the organism in Eukaryota, Metazoa, Chordata, Mammalia, Rodentia, Heteromyidae. The coding region runs from base 56 to 1234 and encodes 392 amino acids. The transcript has 10 exons. The record is from RefSeq and is a predicted model, not a curated record.
AGAGAUCCUGCCUGAGUUGUCCCCUGGGGAGCCUGAGUUCCACUGCUCUGAGCGCAUGAUGGAUCUUGGCCUGUCUGAGGACCACUUCUCUCGCCCUGUGGGUCUUUUCCUGGCCUCUGAUGUUCAGCAGCUGCAACAGGCAAUUGAAGAAUGCAAGCAGGUGAUUCUGGAGCUGCCGGAGCAGUCUGAGAAGCAGAAAGAUGCCGUGGUGAGGCUCAUCCAUCUGCGGCUAAAGCUCCAGGAGCUAAAGGAUCCCAAUGAGGAUGAGCCUAAUAUCCGAGUCCUCCUUGAGCACCGCUUCUACAAGGAGAAGAGCAAGAGUGUCAAGCAAACCUGUGACAAGUGUAGCACCAUCAUCUGGGGCCUCAUCCAGACCUGGUACACGUGUACAGGGUGUUAUUACCGCUGUCACAGCAAGUGCCUGAACCUCGUCUCCAAGCCUUGUGUGAGCUCCAAAGUCAGCCAUCAGGCCGAGUAUGAGCUGAACAUCUGUCCUGAGACAGGGCUGGACAGCCAGGAUUACCGCUGUGCAGAGUGCCGGGCUCCCAUCUCUCUUCGGGGUGUGCCUGGCGAGGCACGGCAGUGUGAUUACACCGGCCAGUACUACUGCAGUCACUGCCACUGGAACGACCUGGCUGUCAUCCCUGCACGUGUUGUGCACAACUGGGAUUUUGAGCCCCGCAAGGUUUCUCGUUGUAGCAUGCGCUACCUGGCACUGAUGGUAUCUCGCCCAGUGCUCCGGCUCCGGGAGAUCAACCCCCUGCUAUUCAACUACGUGGAGGAACUGGUGGAGAUCCGGAAGUUGCGCCAGGACAUCCUGCUCAUGAAGCCGUACUUCAUCACUUGCAAGGAGGCCAUGGAGGCACGUCUGCUGCUGCAGCUCCAGGACCGGCAGCAUUUUGUGGAGAACGAUGAGAUGUACUCAAUCCAGGACCUCUUGGAUGUGCACAUGGGCCGCCUUGGUUGUUCGCUUACUGAGAUCCACACACUUUUUGCCAAGCACAUCAAGCUGGACUGUGAGCGGUGUCAGGCGAAGGGCUUUGUGUGUGAGCUCUGCAGAGAAGGUGAUGUGCUGUUCCCAUUUGAUAGCCACACAUCUGUGUGCAUGGACUGCUCCUCGGUCUUCCACAGGGAUUGCUACUAUGACAAUUCAACUACUUGCCCUAAGUGUGCCCGGCUCAACCUGAGAAAGCAGUCGCUCUUCCAAGCAUCUGGUCCAGAUGUGGAUGCUUAGACUGCUAGGAAAGAAUGCUGGACUCUGUGCCUGCCCAUCUGGUUUCUGCUCUGUUGGCUUUGCCAGUCAGCUCUGGAGACUCCUUUCUGGUGCACCCCCUGGACCUCUUUACCCAACCAGGCCAGAAGGGUAUGAGUGGUGCCUGCCAGGACUGCCACUCCCCAGGUGCCAUCUGGGACUUAAGGUGGCUGUACCGCCUGUUACCUAGGUAUGCAGUUGUAAGUGGUCAUGCUUUGGCCCCUGUCCUUCCCCCAAUGUAGGAUGCCUUGAGCAAGGGAGCCCAGGUGUGACUCCUACUCCCUUGUGGUACUGAACACUCCAGGCUUCUAGAUCCUAUAGAUGUCCCUGCUCAUGUUCAGGUUACCCUAGCAACUGAUUAAGCCAAGAACCUCAGAGAGUAGCCAGUGAUACCUGAGGAUGCUGGCUCCAUACAUCUAGCCUCAUCUGUUGCCAUAAACAAUUUAGGUUUAUCUACAGGCCCCCUUCCUUCUCAGUACCUUCUCUCUUUGGGGUCAUCUGGUUGUCUAUGAAUGGGCUAUUCAUGGUGGUAUCCCAUGGACCUCUCCAACCUCCUGAGGCUCAUAGGCAGUCAGUGAGGUUCCGUGCACAGUGGACAGGGAAACGGGCUGUGGAACUUCUCCCUGAAGGGUUAUCUGCUGCUGUUUCUGCCCUUGCCUAGCCCACCUCAUUCUGGUGCUUUGAGCUAGGUAGCUAGGGACUGAGCCCAAGGAAAAUGUCCUGGCUUCUAGGUUUAUAGCAGAAACAAAGCAUCCAGUGAGACUCUGGGUUAGGCAAACAAGUUGGUUACAGUAGGCCUGCAUAGCAGUUCUUGGGACUAAAUUUGCCCCUGAAACUCUGUUGGCUGCCACUAUGUCUAUGGAGGGCUCUCAGUGACU